UGCGAUUCAGUAGCUACUCGAUUCUUGCCAAGUGCGGUCGUUUUUCCGUGCGCUAAGAGAUCCCAAACCGGUUUAGUGCCGCCGCAUUGUUAUAUUUGGAAAACUAAGAAGAAAAUAUAGAAUCUCAAAAUGAAAAUCGACCUUGUGGUAGAUAAUGGACCGUGCAACACUGAACUGAGGAGUUGGUGCCUCGGAAUAGCGAUCUAUUGGCUCGUUACCAUGACUUUUGGCGUGCUCUUGGCUCCAAAUGUUAUCAACUUUAUUGGAUUUGCCAUCGUAGUUGUCGCCAAUAUUUGUUUGCUGAUCGGAACCCAGAGGGAGAAGCAUGGGCUGGUCUUCGUCUGGCUGAUUUUCGCCGCAAUCGAAGCCAUCAGCUUUCCGUUUGCCGUUUUCGGUGUAAUCUUCCACUACGGAGGCUACCGUGAGGCCGUCGGUACUAGUAGCCUCUUUGGCGCAUUGCUCAUCUACAUCAUUACGCUCUUAAUUGUUGCCUUCUGCACCCGUAUUGUAUACUCAUUCUACCUGCAGCUUAAGAGUCGCGCGGACAGCAAUCCUCCACGCACCACGAAUGUGGUUUAGUGCCUAAACUUUAGUUUAUUUGUUGGGGAAGGCCCACAUUCUACUUAAUCCACCGUUUUGAAUAAAGUUAAUUCUUGCCUUCUGCA
Molecule: messenger RNA, 665 nt
Organism: Drosophila gunungcola (fruit fly)
Lineage: Eukaryota; Metazoa; Arthropoda; Insecta; Diptera; Drosophilidae
Exons: 4
Coding region: 130-579 (149 amino acids)
Source: RefSeq, a predicted model, not a curated record